AUGGCACCACCUUUUCACACCGCGAGCUUUGAACAGGAACUCGACUUUUCAGACCUGCUCUACUACUUCCGGCCGGCGUCCGUACGCGCGGCGCACGAGUCCCUUGGCACUAAGUCGCCGCUCUCCCUCCAAGCACACGCUGGGACGCCCACGUCGCUCGUGAUGGGCCGGCUUCUCAAGUCCCCCGAGGUCCAUGGCUUGGACAUCCGACUGGCGAGCCCUCAGGAGGUGGAGGGGAAAGUAAACUUUACGGCAUGCACAGUGCCCAUCCUGAUCGCAUCGAUGUGGCCGAAUACGCUUUGCGAGUUCUUCGCCCGCGUCCCGCCCGCGUAUAACCACUACCUACAAAAGGGCGUCCUCUCGCGCGACCUUUCCAUUGUGCUGUGGUCGCCGCUCAAGCUACCGCUAACGCAGUUCAACCGCGGCAUCAUGCGGGCCUUCUCUCACUUCGAGCCAACCGACUUCGCCGAUUUCUCGGCUCGCAAGCCUCCGGACGCGCCGAGCACGAGCACGUACGAGGGGAGGCACGUAAUGCGCUACUACCUGCCUAUGCUGAAGCAUGUCCCGCCCUUCUGGGCGGUGGAUCCACCGGCGGCUCGCCCACUGCGCGUCCUCAUCGAGCAGCGCUCUGCCGCCGCAACGAGGCAGCUACUGCGCUUCGACGCGCUGCUCGAGAACUGCGAUCGGCUGACGGGGGCGACCGGCGGUCAGCCCGUGGAGUGCCGCCCCUACAGCUUCGGUUCGCGCCCCUUUGCGCAUGACCUGGCCGUGCUCAAGGACACUGAUGUGAUGGUCGGCACGCACGGGUCCGCCGAGAUGAAUGCCGUGUUCACGCGGGUCGGCACCUCCGUCGUCGAGGUGAGAGGCAACAACGCCACGAAGUCGUACGCCAACAACUGGCACCCUGCGGUUUCGCGCUUCUCGGGCUUCGACUACUUUUGGUGGGGAAUCAUCGUGCAGGACCCGAGCAUGGUCAGCGUCUCGCGGCUCGAGUCGAAGGGCGGCUUCUACGCUGACUCGAGCAGCUCUUGGAAGUCGGCCAUGUUCCGAAAGCGGGAUCAGAACGUCGAGCUUCGAUGGGAGCACCUCGCGCCGGUCCUCGGGGAGAUCGCCUCCAUCGGUAGAAACGCGAAGGCCUACAGCAAGCUCUUCGGCACCGACAUGGAGUUCUUUGGCAGCGCGCAGCACCGAGGCGUCGUCUUCGAGGUGAUGCCCGGCGGUCGCUUGCGGCGACACAAGGGCUACGACAAGAGCGACAUGGCGCCCGACACGGAGCCCGAAGGGGGAUGGGCGGCAGGGGCAGCCACCCGUCAACCCAAGCGCCCCAAGCUGCAGCCCAUGCGAUGGCCCACGCCAAACACGCCACAGCCAGCUUCGCCGAAGCCAGCGCCAAAGGCAAAGCCCAAGCCUGCUUCGAAGUCCGCGCCGAAGCCAAAGCCAACGGCGCGCAGCGCCGCCCAAGCUCGUGCGCGUCCAAUGAGCGAGACCUAUCAGCGUGCGCCGCCGGCUGAGCUUCCCGUGGCGCCGGGCGACCCACGCACGCUCGGAUACGGCACCGACCAAGCGCGCUGGCUCAAGGAAGAGAUGAAGCGCAAGGCGCAGAGCGGUGCCGCUGCAAACCCGUUCAGGGCGCACGCGUCCACCGCGCCGCAGCCCACUGCUGCUGCGCCGGCGCCGCAGCCGCGCCUCUCGUCGGGCCAAGCGCCAGCGCCGCCGCCGCACGAGCAGCUCGGGCAGCUGCAGCUGCAGCCUCGGGCGCCGCAGGCGCAGCAGGCGCACUCUUCGCCGCACAUGAACCGGCUCGCCUCUGUGCCGGGCCAACCCACGCUUCGCAAGCCGUCGCCUCAGCCGCAGAUGCAGCCGUCGCAGCGGCAGAUGCAGCCGUCGCCUCAGCCGCAGAUGCAGCGGCAGGUGCAGCCGCAGAUGCAGCCGAGGGCGGGGCAGCCCUUCGCGCCCAGCCCGCAUCAGACCGCCUCCUCGCUGGCGCGCUCGCCGAUGCCGCCACAGCCGCAGCGCUCGCCGAUGCCGGCGCAGCAUGCCGCGCCGCAGCCGCGACCGCAGCUGCGACCCGCCGCCCCCGUCGGCCGGAGCCCGGGAGGGCCGCUAGCCAGCCCGGCUGGCACGGCCGCGCCCGCGACGUGGGGUCCGCAGCUCGCUGCCGCGCAGCCGGCGCCGCACGCGCCGCCGCAACGAGCGGCGCCGCCGCAGCUGUCCCCCGCUGCGCGCCCCGCGCCGCCCGCCUUCCAGUACUCCCCCGUGCUGGCCUCGCCGGCCCAGCCAGCGGCCAGCCAGCCAGCGGCGG
Molecule: messenger RNA, 2302 nt
Organism: Emiliania huxleyi CCMP1516
Lineage: Eukaryota; Haptophyta; Isochrysidales; Noelaerhabdaceae
Exons: 10
Molecular function (GO): glycosyltransferase activity
Source: RefSeq, a predicted model, not a curated record